AUGACGGAAGUAGAGACAAAGUUAGCAGAAACAGAAGAAAGGUUGAAACAGAUGAUGGCAGUUGUCGAGCAACUGCAAAAGGAGAACAAGGAAUUGAAACGACAGAAGGAUAACCACCUAGCCCAAAACGGUUUUGAGGAGCUAGUAAAACAGUUUCUCACGCAAUUCAAGGCAAGUAGAAGGCGUCAUAAGCUAGCUACCUAUCUACUGACCAUAAAACAAAAGGAGGGAGAGAACCUGAAGGCUUACCUAACACUCUUCAACAAAGAAAUGCUUACCAUGAACGACCAAGAUGAAAAGAUUACCUUGGCCACCCUCCUGGGAGGAAUCUGGCCCCGAAGCCCGUUGAUGGCUGAAUUGGCCAGGAGAACUCCAUCUACCUGCAGGGAGUUCAUGGAUCGAGCAGAUAACUUCGUGAAUGCAGAGGACACAUUACAGGCUCUCUUGGAGAAACAGAAGAAGAAAGCAAAACGGGAGAACAAGAACCAGAAUAAUUCUAAAGACAAAGACAAAGGAACAAACGGUCGAGGCCACCAGGAUGAUAAACGCAACCGAUACACUAGUCACCAGGACCAGGGGCGCCACUUGAUCCACAACAACCACAAUGUUCAGGAGAACAGCAGGGCAACAAGGAAGGAAGAACACUCACCAUGCAAGGGUCAGCGCCACUGCACAUAUCACCGAACCAACUCCCACUGGACCGAAGAUUGCAUCACUCUAAAGAAGUGA
This is a messenger RNA of Juglans microcarpa x Juglans regia, 729 nucleotides long. RefSeq lists its product as uncharacterized. The record is from RefSeq and is a predicted model, not a curated record. Lineage: Eukaryota; Viridiplantae; Streptophyta; Magnoliopsida; Fagales; Juglandaceae. The coding region runs from base 1 to 729 and encodes 242 amino acids. The transcript is spliced from 2 exons.